UUUAGUCAUUCGUAUAAGAGCAGCUCGAACAUCAGUAACUCCAUUAAAGUGGAUCAACGUUGCACGGUGUCACGAUGAACGUGGUAGUGAUACCGUUCUUCUUAGCCGCGCAUCUCACUGUUGAUGAGACGUGGUCGCAUGGACCGGAGUACACGUUUCAGGUUCAGGUGAACUGCACCGCGAUCCCAGAAGAAGGCGUUUAUGGUAGUGUACGGCUAAAUUUGGAGUCGAAAUUGAUCUGCCAACCAUUGAAAAAUGGCGAUUCGUUAAGCUGUCAUUUUGAGGACUCGAAAGCGAACAGUUUCGCUGCUGAUAGUCUAGAUCCAUCGGAACCGGCGACACCAACUGGACAAGUGAAUCGACAGCCGGCUUAUGAAAUCAACGAGGAUCAAUUUGAGAUCAAGUUCAACAAGCGAGGACUAGACGAUCUUAUAGUGAACGAGAACAUUCAGCCGCGCGAACUCGAUAUGGUCAGAAUGAUCGUGGGUCAGUUAAGCGUGGGUGCCACUCUAGAUGAUAUCGGCAAUGACGUGUCUUUCGAUGCGAUGGAGAACUUUACUCAGGGCGAAUGUUAUACGACUUUCAAGAUCGAUAAAAAGCUUGUGGAUCGUUCAUUGUAUGCGAAACCAGCUUACGCGCUUAGACCGACCUUUGGAUUGAAGGAUGGAAAGCUGGUGCAGAUACGAAAGAUCAGGAAUCUAUACAUGUGCGCGCAUAAGGUGCCGUAUUUUUUUGGCAGCGCCGACAGUUUCCGAGAAGAGAGUGACAUUAUAUCUGACGCAAGCUUGUCGGAUGGACAUAUCAUCAUAACAUCGACAGAAUUCAUAUCCGGUACAUCAAAUGUAAUAACAACGAGUAAAAUAACGGAGGAAGUGGUAACAACUCUUUACGAGAAUGUACGGCUCAGGCUCGAAUCGAUCCAACCCGCGGAAAGCGAGCCGCCAGCUGUGAAAGAAGCGGAAUCUGUUAGUAUCUUUAUAGGCAGAUGGUUAAUAGACAACUCGUCCGAGGAAGAUAAUUAACAUAUCAAAAACAAUUGUAUUAUUUACAAAUGCGAUAUACAUGGAUGACGCGUGUGAAACAAGAAGAUAAGAAAUUCUUUUAUUCGAAGUGUGACUUAUCUUAAUUUGAUUUAUCUAUUUCUAUUUAACGUGUAAAUUAGAGUUAUAUUCAGGUUGCAGCAAUGCAUUUUCAUGUUUAAAUUGCAAAAAUUAUCUUGUGCCUGUGAAUGAUAUCCGCGAUAAUUAUAAAUUAAAUUAAAU
Messenger RNA from Camponotus floridanus (Florida carpenter ant), 1262 nucleotides. RefSeq lists its product as uncharacterized. Bases 75 to 1022 code for a protein of 315 amino acids. Gene Ontology annotation, molecular function: lipid carrier activity. Lineage: Eukaryota; Metazoa; Arthropoda; Insecta; Hymenoptera; Formicidae. Gene Ontology annotation, biological process: lipid transport. The record is from RefSeq and is a predicted model, not a curated record. The transcript is spliced from 3 exons.